AUGCAGAAACUUGCUCUUCGCAUCUUGAGUCGUUUUUCGAGAAAGACAUUCAUUCGGAGUGCAUGGAAAAAUUUAAACAGCUUAAGUGAGCACGACGAACUUUCAGAUGCGCUUGACACCUUAAUAUCCAUGUCUCAUGAAGAAAAUGAGUUUAUCGAACUCAUUACGGUCAUUGUGGAUGUUCUUUCCGAAGCUCCCAUGGCAUCUGCGUUUUUAUGUCACAUUAUUGAUAGCGCUGCGCUUCCUUCCAAGGAAACCUCUCACAAAAUAACGACAAGGCUACUUCAAAAACUCAGACCCGGUGGCAUAUACCGAACAAAACCAAAAAAGCGUACACGUGUUAACGCAGCCAUAAUUUGGAGUGUACUCGCCGAAAAAUUAGCAGGCGAAAUCAGUUUGUCUUUAUUUUCGGAUAAUGUAUGUAAUACAUUACUGGGUUAUCUCCAACAUGACACUGACUCGAGCGUACGGCUGUUUUCCCUGAUAGCCCUCGAAAAAUUUGGGAUGACUGGUCAAAACAAGGAAAAGAUUAUUUCGUCUGAAAGAGAUAUACACAAGAUCUUGUUAGCCUUAGCCAAGGAGUUGCAAACUGAAAAUCCUACAGAUGAUGUCAAUCGUCGAAGGCAGUUGAAAUUUUGUGUGGAAUGGGCUUUAAAAAAUACUUUUGAAACAUCAGAAUCUGAAAAGGGCGAUUCAUGGGAUUCUAAUGAUAGUUCUGUAAACCCUAAUAUUAAUGUUAUGUUGAAUCCUAUGGAUGCAACGGCUCACUGGAAAAUAUCUCCUCACGGAUUGGAAAUAAGAAAUGAUAACUCCACGUUUGAAUCAAUACGUGCGACCAUGGGAGUUUCGUCGGGAAAGUGGUUUUAUGAAGUGUUGCUGCUCACAAAUGGAAUCAUGCAGAUCGGGUAUGCAACCAAGCGCUGCAUGUUUGGUCCCGAAGAGGGCACUGGAGUCGGUGAUGACCAACAUGGGUUUGCGUUUGAUGGAUGCAGAAAUGUUUUAUGGGCGAAUGGUAUAUCCUUGCCAUAUGGUGAAGCCGGGUCGUGGAAGCCUGGCGACGUUGUCGGCGUAUAUAUGGAUAUUUGUCUUGGAAUUAUUCGAUUUUUCCUAAAUGGAAAAGAUUUGGGUGAUAUUCCUCUUAAUCCCGAUCAAUUUCGGAAGUUGGCAGAGCAUGGAUUGCAUCCAGCUCUUUCCUUUACAUCAUAUCAGCAAGCUGUUAUUAAUUUUGGAGCUGAUAAAUUUCGCUAUCCGCCUCAAUUAGCUUUUCAAACACUUAAUAAUCACGGUCAACUUUCAUUCGAGUUACGUGAUUCAAUAAAAAAGAGAGUAUGGAGGGCUUCACGCUAUCGGUCGAUGUCAGUGAAUUCCUACUGGAAGCAACAAUUAUCGGAGGCUGAGGAAGAUUUUGAUACGCAGUGUUCCAUUUGCUUUGCCAUGCCCCCGAGUAUUAGAUUGAAUCCCUGUAAUCACGAUGGAUUUUGUGUUGAAUGUGCAAGAAUGAUGCAUUCAUGUCCACUCUGUAGAACACCAAUUUCCCUCAGGAAGCCUGCGAACAACAAAAGUUCAAGUUUUCCAUCUACACCUACUAAAUUAUCUAUCUCAUCAGCUUCUGCUUCUUCGUCCCUAUCAUCACCAUCAACUGCCAUUGUCUUACCACCGACGCCACCUCAUUCGCGUCCUGCUUCUUCUAUCACUUCAUGGGAGCCAGAUAUUUUACGAGGGUUAGAACCAUAG
Molecule: messenger RNA, 1734 nt
Organism: Acaulospora morrowiae
Lineage: Eukaryota; Fungi; Glomeromycota; Glomeromycetes; Diversisporales; Acaulosporaceae
Source: the annotation of a GenBank genome assembly